Molecule: messenger RNA, 417 nt
Organism: Brettanomyces bruxellensis
Lineage: Eukaryota; Fungi; Ascomycota; Pichiomycetes; Pichiales; Pichiaceae
Exons: 2
Coding region: 1-417 (138 amino acids)
Biological process (GO): regulation of transcription by RNA polymerase II
Cellular component (GO): mediator complex
Molecular function (GO): transcription coregulator activity
Source: RefSeq, a predicted model, not a curated record
AUGGCGGAUAGACUUACACAACUACAGCUUUGCUUGGACCAGUUAACGGAUAUGUUCUUUGCAUCCUUAACUUAUAUCGAUCAAAAUCAUGACUCGGUAAAGUUGAAUGAUACUGAUCCAAAGGUGAUGGACUCAGAUUACCAUCCAGCAUCACAGUUAGAUUUCCAGUCGAACUUACAAGAGCUUUCGAGAGAUAUCAUCACGAAAACGAAACAAAUAUUGACAAUUAUAGAGACUUUGCCAGGUGUGGGUGUGUCAAAGGAAGAGCAAUUGAAAAAGAUUCAAAUGUUAAAUAAACAGUUAGAAGAGGUUGAGCUUAAGAAGCAAGAAACUAUAUUGAAGAAGCAGGAUUUGAUGCGAGUAGUUGAUAAACUAACGUUGCUCGUUAGUAAGGGCAUUGCAGAGACACGGGAUUAG